UAAAACCCACACGGACAAUCAAGGGAAUUGGGUUGAUCCGGUUGCUGAACAAAAUUACCGGAACAUACAACAGGCCACAAGUCAAUGGAGCGGUGAGGGUCCGCCAAUUGCCCCGUAUCAGGAAGCGUUGGGUGAGCGGCGAGGAUGGUACCGCGGGAUGGGGCCUAAACCUUCUUCCAACACGUCCUCGCACUCGUCAUCUAACAUGUCGUCUUCGCAAGCUCGGACGCAAGAACCCUUUUCCGAGGAUUUUGUUAACAGCUUGUUCCAAACCCCGUCAUUUUUGAACCAACUUAACAACUAUCUUGCUUCACAAGGAAAAGGAAAAGGAAAGUCAAAAGGCUACGAUUCUGACAACUUAUUCGAUAAUGAAUCCGACGAUGAACCCAACGAUAACGAUGACGAUGAGUGACUUGUUUUUAAUGUAUGCUUUGGAUUUAAUUAAACGUUGUAGGAUAUAAUGUACGACUUAAACGUAGUUUUUAAUUAUAUUACCUUUAGUAUAUGUUGAUUAUGUUCA
Helianthus annuus (common sunflower) is the source of this 520-nucleotide messenger RNA. RefSeq names its product mitochondrial distribution and morphology protein 12. The record is from RefSeq and is a predicted model, not a curated record. The transcript has 3 exons. NCBI's taxonomy places the organism in Eukaryota, Viridiplantae, Streptophyta, Magnoliopsida, Asterales, Asteraceae. Bases 158 to 412 code for a protein of 84 amino acids.